AAGGGAGCCGGAACGAAGAGGAGGAGGAGGAGGCCGCGUCGCCGCCGCUCGGAGCCCGGCCGGAGCCUCGCAGGCAGGUACAUGGUGCGGGUCCGAGCUGUGGUGAUGGCCCGAGAUGACUCCAGUGGGGGCUGGCUGCCUGUGGGGGGCGGGGGCCUCAGCCAGGUGAGCGUGUGUCGGGUCCGAGGGGCCAGGCCCGAGGGGGGGGCCCGCCAGGGGCACUACGUCAUCCACGGGGAGCGCCUCCGGGACCAGAAAACGACCUUGGAGUGUACCCUGAAGCCAGGCUUGGUUUACAACAAGGUGAAUCCCAUCUUUCACCACUGGAGCCUGGGUGACUGCAAGUUUGGACUGACAUUUCAGAGCCCUGCAGAGGCUGAUGAGUUCCAGAAGAGCCUGCUGGCUGCGCUGGCCGCGCUGGGUCGAGGCUCACUCACCCCCUCCUCCUCCUCUUCCUCCUCCUCCUCUCCAUCCCAGGACACUGCAGAGACCCCCUGCCCUCUGACGUCCCACGUGGACAGCGACUCCUCCUCCAGUCACAGCCGCCAGGAGACGCCUCCCAGCGCCGCUGCGGCCCCCAUCAUCACGAUGGAGUCAACUUCUGGCUUCGGGCCGGCCACGCCCCCCCAGCGCCGCCGCUCCUCUGCUCAGAGCUACCCUCCGCUUUUGCCGUUCACUGGGAUUCCAGAGCCGUCAGAGCCUCUGGCAGGGGCAGGGGGCCCGGGGUGGGGCGGCCGCGGCUACGAGGAUUACCGGCGCUCCGGGCCACCCGCGCCCCUCGCCCUGUCCACCUGCGUCGUGCGCUUCGCCAAGACCGGCGCUUUGAGGGGCGCUGCCCUGGGGCCCCCAGCGGCACUACCUGCCCCUUUGACCGAGGCUGCGCCCCCAGCGCCCCCAGCUCGCCCACCCCCCGGCCCGGGCCCAGCCUCUGCUCCUGCCAAGGCCUCCCCGGAGGCGGAGGAGGCAGCGCGCUGCGUGCAUUGCCGAGCGCUCUUCCGCCGCCGAGCGGACGGGCGUGGCGGCCGCUGCGCGGAGGCCCCAGACCCUGGUCGCCUCCUGGUGCGCCGUCUGAGCUGCCUGUGGUGCGCCGAGAGCUUGCUCUACCACUGCCUGUCGGACGCCGAGGGUGACUUCUCGGACCCAUGUGCCUGCGAGCCGGGCCACCCGCGUCCUGCCGCGCGCUGGGCCGCGCUGGCCGCGCUCUCCCUGGCAGUGCCCUGCCUCUGCUGCUACGCGCCCCUGCGCGCGUGCCACUGGGUUGCAGCGCGAUGCGGCUGCGCCGGCUGCGGGGGUCGCCACGAGGAGGCUGCGCGGUGAGGACGGCUUGGCGGGUCCCCUUAGCCGGCCCGAGGGCCCAAAAUUGAGGGUCCAGGACCCCGGACUCCAUUUGGACCUAAAACCCAAACCUAGGCACACCCGGAACUUGGAGCUUGAGUUUGGACUGAGAGAUCUCAGACCUGAAACCUGGACCCCAAACUUAGGACUGAGAGACCCCAGCCCCAGCUUCACUGGGAUGUCUGUCCAAGAGGUCCCAGGCGUUCUGAGUUCUGGCGUUCCCCCAUCCCCACCCCCCACGAGGAGGCUCCAGGUGUCCCAUACUUUGCAUCUCAGAAGGGCCAGAGAGCGCAUAGAUCCUAGAGAGGGCAUAAAUCCUGGAGAGGGCAGGUCCCUGUUGAAAUGAACGAUCUGGACCACGGUCAUGCCUGGCACCAUGUCCCUCAGAUUACAGCCCCACAAUUAGUCAGGAGUUGCCCAUACCUGACUCUGCCUUUAUUCAACUCCCAGAUCAGAUCUUGAGACCGCAGGACCUAGAGUCACCCCUAAAUAGUCCCUGAAUGUUCACCUAAGACCUGGUGUCCCCGCAUCUGAGACAUUCCCCUAGUCCCAGUAUCCCUGAGAGAGCAGGACCCCCAAGACAGUUUCAAAUAGUUUGAAACUCUCUUGUGCUCUGGAAUCUCCAGAUGCUGCCCCCAAUCUACCCACUACCGAGUGCCCACAGACCUGGCCUCCAAUCCAGGAACACUGAAGUCUAAGGUGUCCAGGGAGUCCCCAGACACCCUAGGACCCCAAAACGCUUAAGAUGCACUGAGCACUUGGAUAUGCUCAAACACGAGAUGUUCUCUGACCAAAAUGACUUGGGAGACCCAUCCCAGAGCCCCCCCAAGAUCCAGAUGUUGGACACCAAGAUGCUCUGGAAGCCGGGGAUCAAAGACCUAUGUAGGCCCACCCGCCCCCAAACCAGUGUUCUCAGGAGCUUUGGAUAUCAUUUAUAGGACUCAGAGGUGCCUGGUGUCCUCAGAUGUGUGACUAAAGGUCACCAACACCUCAGGGCUGAGAUACUGGUCUCGAGUUCUCAAACAACCCUCUCUUGCAGUCCCUCCUGGACCUGGAUUUUGAGACCCCCAAAUGUCCUGGAAUCUUCAGCCUCCUUCUACCCACAGACCCCCAAACCCCCAAGGGCUGGGAGUCCAGCUCCCAGAAGAUGGGAUGCUCAUGGCGACCCAGACCUCUGACCCCCUGGGACCUCAGCCCCUGAGUGACCUGAAGGUAUUUUAGGAGCGCUGGAUGCAAGACCCCAAGGUGCCACUGACCCCCAAAUGCAAGGCUCAAGCCUCUACAACAUUACAAUUGUUCCUGAUCCAAGACCUUGGUCCCUCCACAUCAGAGGCAUUCAGAUUUGAGGUGCCCCAAGACCCCAGCACCCUCAGACCCCAGAUUUCUUUGGACUCAAACCUCUCUAGCGUGAUGAAGCCUGAGCUGCCUCUCCGCCUGAAUCUCCCAGCCCCACCCGUACAUCCUCUGAGACCUGCUGCCCCUUGAAUCCUGCCAUCCAUAGGCCCCCAAAACCCCAAAGUUCUAGACUCUGGAAUUCUGGUCCCAAGGAUCCCAGCCCAAGCCCCUGGCAAUGCUGAGAAUCACCCCUUUAUCCUAGGGUGGGAUCCUUAUCAUUUGGAACUCUUUGUAGGACCACCCAGGGUAGGGUGCAGUGGUUCAUGCCUUGUAAUCCC
Saimiri boliviensis boliviensis (Bolivian squirrel monkey) is the source of this 3008-nucleotide messenger RNA. RefSeq names its product sprouty related EVH1 domain containing 3 (gene SPRED3). Gene Ontology annotation, molecular function: protein kinase binding. The record is from RefSeq and is a predicted model, not a curated record. Gene Ontology annotation, cellular component: membrane. Gene Ontology annotation, biological process: multicellular organism development; negative regulation of MAPK cascade. NCBI's taxonomy places the organism in Eukaryota, Metazoa, Chordata, Mammalia, Primates, Cebidae.